Messenger RNA from Paecilomyces variotii, 857 nucleotides. Its product is annotated as dehydrogenase with different specificitie. The transcript has a single exon. NCBI's taxonomy places the organism in Eukaryota, Fungi, Ascomycota, Eurotiomycetes, Eurotiales, Thermoascaceae. The record is from RefSeq and is a predicted model, not a curated record. The coding region runs from base 53 to 856 and encodes 267 amino acids. Gene Ontology annotation, molecular function: oxidoreductase activity.
CAAAAGAAAAAGCGAAAAGAAUUGAUACGGUGACUGGAACUAUUCUGUUAAAAUGAGUGAGAUAAGGUUCAAAUCUAUCAACAAACUCGAUGGCUCGUUUGUUCUCAUCUUCGGGGGAACUAAGGGCAUUGGACUCUCCGUUGCGGCGGCAGCCCUGGAACACGGAGCGUCCGUUUUUGUGACGAGUUCCCAGGAAGAAAACGUCCAGCGUGCGAUAACUGAGCUGAAAACUACAUAUCAUAGUAGUGAGUUCCAUCAUCGCAUCUCUGGAGCCCCCUGCGAUCUCGGCUCUUCCGACCAGCUGGAAGACAACCUGCGGAAACUGUUUGAACUGGCCUCGAGUGGAUUACCAAAUGAAAAGCGGCUUAUCGACCAUAUUAUCUUCACGGCUGGUGAUACUCUCAAGGUUGUCCCUCUCAAUGAUUCGACACCUGCGUCGAUUCUCAAGUCCGGUACUGUUCGCUUCCUUGCGCCAUUGAUUAUAGGGAAGCUCGCUGCGAAAUAUAUGCGUAUUUCGAAUCGAUCCUCAAUUACUCUUACUAGUGGAUCCAUGACUCGGCGACCUGAGGCAGACUGGACAGUCCUCGCAGCCUUCGCUUCCGGAACCGAGGGUAUGCGAUUUGGGCUAUCUAAGGACUUGGCACCUAUCCGAGUAAAUGUUGUCGCGCCUGGUGUUGUGCAGACACCAUUGCUGGCCAGGCUCCCUGAACAAGCGAAAGAAAACUGGAGGAAGACACUGCUGACAGGAGAAUUGGGUUGGCCAGAGGAUGUAGCAGAGGCCUACAUCUAUUCCAUGAAGGAUCGUUCUGCCACAGGAGCUCUGGUUGACAGCAGUGAUGGAAGAAUCUUCAACUAGG